GCCCUGCCUCCACGCUGUGGCACAAACCACAAACUGUGCGGGUGUCCGUUUGCUAGACUUCAUUCAACCUGUGGAGUGAGAGAGGUUGAAGUAUAGUUCACGUUACUUGUGCAAAAUGUGGGGGCAUCGCUUUGCAGGAGAAACUGUAUUGCAGCUGAUAAACAAUGUCAGGACCGUCUGGUUUGCAGAGGAGUAUCUCAUCUACAAAUGGUUACCAGACGUCAGUAAAAUACGCCCUGUGGUGGGACAUGUGAUCCUAGGUGCCAGUGGAAUUGCCAUGUAUAUCCUCAUUUUUCGUCGAAGACCAAAGACCAUACCAAUGGGAGAUGGAUGGUGGGGCACAGGAGAGAAACCCCUGGAACAGGAGGAAGAUGUUGAAAUCAAGCCCUUCCAGAUCAAAACGUCAGCAGCAGAACUCCAGGACCUUUUUCAACGCCUAGAUCAUGUUCGACUGUUUACAUCUUUGGAGGACAGCAGGUUUCAUUAUGGUUUCAACCCUAUCUACCUCCAGAAAAUUAUCUCUUAUUGGAGAAAUGAAUUUGACUGGAACAAACAGCUUGGGGUCCUCAACCAUUUUCCACAGUAUAAAACCAAAAUUGAAGGCAUUGAUGUUCAUUUUGUCCAUGUGAAACCACCUCAUCUACGAGCAGGCUGUUCAGCAAAGCCACUUUUAAUGAUUCAUGGCUGGCCGGGCUCCUUCUAUGAGUUCUACAAGGUCAUUCCUCUCCUGACAGAUCCUAGUAGACAUGGCUUAAGUGAUGAUGUAGUCUUUGAAGUCAUCUGCCCCUCUAUUCCUGGAUAUGGCUUUUCAGAGGCACCUAGGAAAAAGGGCUUUGAUUCAUUGGCUGCUGCGCGAAUAUUUUGCAAACUGAUGCAAAGACUUGGAUAUAAGAAGUUUUAUCUGCAAGGUGGAGACUGGGGAGGCUUAAUCUGUCAGAAUAUUGCCCAGAUGGCACCCGAAAAUGUAUUGGGUCUCCAUCUAAAUUUCUUCCCCAUCACCAAAGGUGGACUUGGAAUGCUGAUGUCCAUGAUGUUGGGACGCUAUUUUCCUUUCUUGGUUGGAUUUACAAAGACAGAUGUGGAGCGGACAUUCCCAUAUUUUGAGAAGAAUGUGUACCACAUGUUGCGUGAGACGGGCUACUUACACAUUCAAGCUACCAAGCCUGACACAGCAGGCUGUGCACUGAAUGACUCCCCUGCAGCAUUGGCUGCAUAUAUUCUGGAGAAGUUCUCGACAUGGACAGAUUCUGCAUUCCGGGACUUGGAAGAUGGUGGGCUGGAAAGGAAAUUCUCCUUGGAUGACCUCUUAACCAAUGUGAUGAUCUACUGGUUGACUGGCUCAAUUGUCUCCUCCAUGCGCUUUUACAAGGAGAACCUUGACAAAAACAUUGAAAAGAGGCCUGAUGCAAGGGUUGCAGUGUAUUCCCCAACUGGGCUAGCUGCUUUCCCCAAGGAGUUGACACAUGUACCUCGUGUCUGGGCAAAACAGAAGUAUAAGAAUAUUGUGCUGUAUUCCUAUAUGUCACGUGGUGGCCAUUUUGCAGCAUUUGAGGAGCCUGAUCUACUAGCAGGAGAGAUUCGGAAGUUUGUCAGGCUGGUGGAAAAGUCCUGAGCUCUGUCGUCCAAGCAAAAUGGACCAAUUCCUUGUUCAGUAUUAACUUUUAUCCUAACCUCUUUCUUUAGAAUCUGACAGCAAAUUACAGUUAUUCUAACAAGAAUGUUGGUUAAAAGUCAUUGAUUGAAAUAGGCAGGUACCUGACAGUAUGAAGUGCCAACGUUUUUUUAAUUUAUGUAAGCCUUUUGUAAGGGCAAUGACAUUUUUAAUCCGAAUAAAGGCACUCAAUUUUA
Molecule: messenger RNA, 1848 nt
Organism: Protopterus annectens (West African lungfish)
Lineage: Eukaryota; Metazoa; Chordata; Ceratodontiformes; Protopteridae
Product: epoxide hydrolase 1-like
Exons: 10
Coding region: 116-1612 (498 amino acids)
Biological process (GO): arachidonate metabolic process; epoxide metabolic process
Molecular function (GO): epoxide hydrolase activity
Source: RefSeq, a predicted model, not a curated record